ACAGCGGCAACCAAUGCCUCGUUUCUAUGGCAACUGUCCUAGAAGGCCACAGCGACUUCGUCUCCAUAGAAACGAGCGUUCUACCGGAUGGUGCAGCUGAGAACACAUUCCCCCGAGAGGACACAGCGAGUGCCAUGGACAUGAAUAAAUGAUGUUGGUGAAUAUGACCCUCUGGGUUGGCAUGGAGAUCCAUGUCUGAUGAGAACGUGCUGCCCCCCGAGUUUCAUUAGAAGGCAGACAGUGUGGCUUCUUCCUUGGAUCUCAUUUGUCACCAGCAGUAAAGUGCCAAUGGCGUUAGGUGGUAAACAGAAUAGAUGAUGUAAGGUGGACAGAAUAGUUCACCAUGGGGGCAGUGGUUGUGGAUGACAAUCCGUCCAAAGUUAAGGCGCCAGAUGGAGGUUGGGGAUGGGCAGUUCUCUUCGGCUGUUUUGUCAUCACCGGAUUCUCCUAUGCUUUCCCUAAAGCAGUCAGCGUGUUCUUCAAGGAACUCAUCAGGGAGUUUGGCAUUGGUUACAGUGACACAGCAUGGAUAUCCUCCAUCCUACUAGCUAUGCUGUAUGGAACAGGUCCCUUGUGCAGUAUUUGUGUGAACCGGUUUGGGUGCCGGCCAGUAAUGAUGGUUGGUGGUCUAUUUGCCUCACUUGGGAUGGUGUGUGCAUCGUUUUGUACAAACAUCAUCGCGAUCUACCUCACUGCUGGAGUCGUGACAGGUCUUGGACUGGCACUGAAUUUCCAGCCUUCCCUUAUUAUGUUAAAUCGAUACUUUGACAAACGCCGUCCACUGGCCAAUGGGUUGGCGGCUGCUGGAAGCCCUGUGUUCCUUUGUGCGCUGUCUCCAUUAGGACAAAUUCUCCAAUAUGAGUUUGGCUGGCGAGGAGGCUUUCUUAUAUUAGGUGGUCUGCUCCUUAACUGCUGCGCAUGUGGUGCCCUGAUGAGACCUCUAGAGCCACCAAAGAAUGAAAAAGAGACCAAAGAAGUAGAAAAGCCCAAACCCAAAAAACUGCUGGACUUCUCUGUGUUCAAGGACCGUGGAUUCGUCAUCUACACUGUUGCUGCUUCUAUUAUGGUUUUGGGGCUUUUUGUUCCUCCAGUGUUUGUGGUCAGCUAUGCAAAAGACAUUGGGUAUCAAGAUACAAAAGCCGCUUUUCUCCUUAGCAUUCUUGGAUUUGUUGACAUCUUUGCCCGGCCCACCUGUGGUAUCAUUGCUGGGAUGAAGUGGGUUCGACCACGCUGCGUCUAUCUCUUUGGCUUCGCCAUGAUCUUUAAUGGAUUCACUGACCUGAUGGGAUCCAUGGCGGACACUUAUACAGGCUUGGUGAUUUUCUGUAUUUUCUUUGGGAUUUCGUAUGGGAUGGUUGGUGCAUUACAGUUUGAGGUCCUCAUGGCAAUUGUUGGCACACAGAGGUUUUCCAGUGCUAUUGGAUUGGUUCUUCUGGCAGAAGCAAUUGCUGUCCUUAUUGGACCACCUUCAGCAGGGAAAAUUUUGGAUGCAACGGGAAGAUACAUGUUCGUCUUCAUUAUUGCCGGGACUGAAGUGGUCACAUCUGCAUUAGUGUUAACCCUUGGCAAUUUUUUCUGCAUUAAGAAAAAGCCUGAGGAACCACAUGGUAAAGAAGAGGUUGCAGAAAUAGGAGAGAUCAAUAAACUGGAGGACAAAGCGCCCCAAGAUGAGAAGGCAGAACCGGCAGAGGCAGAACAGUUCUUGAAAGAAGAGAAGGAGAAAAAUGGUGACGUUGUAACGAAUCCAGAAACCUGUGUGUGAAGGAUGACUGGACAUUUUAGCAGAAUUUAUUUAUAGGAUUUAGAAUUAGGGCUGUGCCAAUUCUGGAUCACUCUAAUGUAUUCAAGAAGCCAAACCACACAUGCAGAGGUCGAAGCAAAAGGUCACAGGUUCUCCGUCUAAAAUGUUAGCUACUAUUAUUGUAAAUGGUUGUAUCGACCCAUCACAGUACCCCUGUUUGGUUUCACACAGUCUUGAUUUUUUACUUUUUUGUUUUGUUUUGUCUUGUGUCCACUGUAAAUGUAUUUAUAUUUAUCAUUUUAUUUAUGGUGUCUCUUUAUGAAGUUUUAUUUGAUUUUUGGUUAUAUUUGAUAUUGCACUGAGAGUCAAUUAUAUGUUCGUAUAAACAUAUAAUUUUUUAAACAAAGAAUAGUUGUGUGCUUUAUUCCUUGCAAAAAAAAAAAAGUUAUUACGAAAUCCCUUGGAGGACAUGAAGUGUUAAAAGGAAGUACGUAGCAAGGCACGGGCGGUUCCCUGCAGGGAUUAUGCAUAACACAAAAAUUUCAAAAUUUGUUGAGGCAUAAUUAAAAUAGGUAGAAAAAAAAGUAUUAAAAAAUACAAAUGAAACUCCAACGCAUUUUGAAUCGUUAGUGAUUCUUAUUCAUGGUAACACUAGAAGUACAAACAGAGCACGCUUAUAUUCUUUUCCUGCUACCAUUAUCAUGUGUGCUUUGUGGUCAGAAAAUUUUAAUUUUUCAAGAUUAUUUUAUAAUAUAAAAAGUUAAAUGAAAAAAAAAAAAAAUUUCUCCAAAAAUGAUUAGAAAUAAUGUUUAAUAUUAUUUUUUUGGGGGAAAAUUACCUACAGUAUAAACUAAGAACACAUUCCCUUAAAGGGGUACUCCGGUGCUCCAGUGUUCAGAUUUUGUUCAGAACGCUCGGAGCCGGAGGCUGUGAUCGUGACAUCAUGGCCACGCACUUGUGAUGUCACGUCACACCCCCUCCGUUCAUGUCCAUGGGAGGGGGCGUGUAGGUUGAGACGCCCCCUCCUAUAGACAUGAAUGGAGGGGGCAUGGCGUGACGUCACUGCCACAGGAACCUGGCGUUGGUUUAGAAUGCCGAGUGCUGUGGGAGAUUGCAGAGGCCCCAGCAGUGGGACCCCAGUGAUCAGACAUCUCAUCCCUAGAGAUAAGAUGUCUAGCAGCAGAGUACCCCUUUAAAGAAGUAGAUGCAGCAGGGAUGAUCUGUCUCCUAGUUUCUUUUAACAGGAGCCAUACCCUUCCCGUUCUGUAUACAAGCAAUAUUGGAUUGGAUUAUUGGAUAUAAAAAUAUUUGCUUAGACAUGCAAGUGCUUUGCAAUAUACAGUCGUCAAAAGGUUAUAGCCUUCUUAAAGGGGGGCGUGUCCCUCGAAACGUUGCGUCAUAUCCUGUUGCCCUGAGCUGAGAAUACCUGGCUGACAUGUGAAUGUUGUAUACUGCACUUUAUUGGAAAAAGAGAAAAUAAAAGAAGACCGGCUGGUCGUUUUGUACUCUA
Messenger RNA from Hyla sarda, 3251 nucleotides. It is a transcript of the gene SLC16A3, whose product is annotated as solute carrier family 16 member 3. The record is from RefSeq and is a predicted model, not a curated record. Lineage: Eukaryota; Metazoa; Chordata; Amphibia; Anura; Hylidae. Gene Ontology annotation, cellular component: membrane. Gene Ontology annotation, molecular function: monocarboxylic acid transmembrane transporter activity. The transcript is spliced from 6 exons. Bases 344 to 1762 code for a protein of 472 amino acids. Gene Ontology annotation, biological process: transmembrane transport; monocarboxylic acid transport.